GAAGGUAUAAUAGCUGCCCCCCCAUGGGGGCUUCACAGCGAUUGGAGCUUCUCCACCGUCCGAUCUUCCUGGCAGGGUAAUCUCGGCCGUUGAUUUCUGGCUCAAUUCUGCUAGCUAACCCCAUGCAACGGCCAAUUGUUACCCGCCUCCGGCUGCCAUGUGGGCCCCACCUUUGUCGGCCCCGCACGUCAGCGACCGUGGCUGGGAUCUCUGUCGGUGCACAUUGGCGUCGGCCAGGGAUCUCCACCCCGCAGGGGAAUUUUCGAUAUUUCAGCGGUAUAGGUAUAAAAGGCAGCAUCCCACGGAGGGAAACCCUAGCCGCCGGCCCGCCAAUCGCCUCGCGUGCUCGUCUUCCCCAAUCCCCUCCCGAGCCUCUCCUCCCAAAUCCCCUCGCGAUCUCCUCGCCCAAUCGCUCGCGCCCGCCUCCCACCGGCGGAGGAGCGGCGCCGUCAUGGUCGCCGGCGGAGCCUCGGCGCGGCGGCGGGCCACAACCACCGUCACCAACCACCGCCCGCUGCUCGCACCACCCGCCGCGCGCCAUACUUCCCCGGGGGAACAGUUGGUAGAGCUCCGUGGACGGCAGAUGCAGGCUGAUAACCUGAACCUCAUGCCACGGCCAAGCUCAUAUGGAACACAGGUGCCCAAGAUCUAUUCUCCUUCUCCCCUUUGUAUUCCUAAUCCUCCCCGUCGCCCUUGGUGCCGCCGAGGCCGCCGCUCCUCCUCCUCUCUUCGCGCGCAUCUCGCUCCGUCCCGGCAUGUCUUCGUCGUCAAGCUCCCUUCAACACAGUUGCCGAGGGGGUGGAGGAGGAAGCCCUCCGUGGGGGCGCUGGUGUUGGAGACGACGACAGGGUUUGGAGCAGCGGAGGAUUUCCUUCCUCUGCCAGCUCGGAAUCCGGCGACCAUGUUACACAGGUACAACUCCACGGAGGAGUGCAGACUGUUGUUUCCUCAAAGAAGAAUGAGGAUGUCGAACCAAGGUGUACUGCCCCGCUCAUUUGCUUAUAAGAUGUUUCCUGACCAUCAUUGUGUGUCAACCAGAGCAUUAAGCACAGUAAAGCUUGAGUAAACGAUUUGAGGCAGGGUCGCAGUGUGCGGUUGUAGAAAGCUCGGGAAGCUCAGGCUCAUCAGGAUGUGCAUAGAAAGAAGAAGAAACCUAAAUCAGAAACAGCAGCUCAUGGCAAAAGUCAUCUCUUUAAUCUUGAUGAACUAAGUCACUACUUGAAGAUUCGGAAGGAGGCAAAAUCCAGAUCUAGACUUGAGUGACACUUGGAGUCCGGAGAUAUGGCACCAACGGUGAUUCUUUCCAUUGACAAGUGAGGACUAGAUAUUUUUCCUUACUAGGUAUCUUAUAGAGUUAUUUGGCAAUGGAUAUCUUCAUUUAGUUUAGUUACUAAAGAGGUGACCAUUUUUUUACGUAUAAUUAUUCGUGCAACUUUGGUGGCAACUGAGAAGUGGCACUAAUAUACCUUUGCCAUUGUCCGCGAUCUGCUGGUUGGUAGCAGCCUGUUCCUAGCAUGUUACAUGUGCAGUGGUGCACAUUUGUGGUUCAUUCUUUCACUUUAAUUCUCAUAUAUUUGGGGUUAUCCUUCCUUAACGAUGAAAUAGUUUGUUGCCCAUAUUUGUAGUCUGAAGUGUUACAGCCAUUAGUAGUAUGUGCUUUUUAAUGGUGCAUAUAAACUCAUUUUAUAGUUUAUUGGAGCCUUGUAUGAUUUAAUCUAAAACCCCGUUAGGUUUUUUAUUUUACUUGUUUUGUCUCAAUCGUAUACAACGUAAUGGAAAAUUCCCUAAAUGACACUGGCACAAAUAUAGACAUCCAUUACUAUAGCUACAACAUAUAAUGUAGACAAAUUAAUCGGUAAUCAGCAUACAUCUAUAAGUAUUUGUUGCCCAAAGAAAGUAUGGUAACAACCUACCAUCAAGAUGUAGUUUCUCGGGUUGUGCAGUGCCCAUACAAUAAAUUAAUUUUUAGUGGCUAGAUUAGAAACCCAGUUCGACGAAUCGAAUAUGGAAAAGAAUUGCACCGGUCGUCUUAAGUGAAAGCUUUGGAUAGCUAGGUGUGAGAUUAGCUUUGAUCGAAUCAAGUCUUUUCUUGCUAUUUUUCUGGAAACAAAUAAGAUGGCAUAAAAGUCAAGGGAAGUUCAGACACAUUUCUAGAAGGUGAUGCACGAGAUUAGUAACCAGGCAUUAUUCAGUUCUUGCUUCUCUUUUUUUAUUGAACGAAGUUCUUGCUUCUCUGAUAGUGAGAUUGACAAAAUUCAAGACAGUUAUUUGUGUGCUCUUUUGGCUUUGUUAUUUACUGCUUACACCAAGGAAUCUGUUUUGAGAGAAUCUGGUGCACAUGUAGUUUUUGAAAAGUUACUGAGUAGCUUCAGAUGGAAUGUUGUCCCGAAUUAUAAUUAAUUUAGUAGCUUCAGAGGGAAUGUUGUGCUUUCAUUGAGUUGGCUUAUAAUUGUAGUUACAUGUGCAACUCCAUCCUCAUUGACAUUCAGCACCCCUCACUAAUCUUAAUCAACGAAUUGUGCUUUUUGGUUGUGAUUUUGCCUCAUCCCCUGGACUCCAGAAUAUGAGUACAUGGAUAUAUGUCGGACCUUAUCAGUGUGUAGUGCUUACGAUGUAGUAUGCAUUUCAUUUCUCAUCUAUUUGCAUUGUUACAAGGAUUGUUAUCUUGUUGUCUUGAUGAUGUGGGAUCUAUGGUAGCUUGGAGGACUACAGGCAGGCAAUACCUGACUACCUCCUAAAGCUGGUUGUAGAGCUAUUGCAGCUACAGGAGUGCAGGUUAAAAUCGGAAUUUACUCAACUGUCAAUUAUUUCUUUAUAAAUUUGGAGCUGCUACGGUAAUUGUGAAAAAUGGACGGAUUGCAUCAGCAGCGGCGGCCACCUGGGGCAGCCCGCAUCCCGCGAGAAGCGUCCUGGAGGACGAGCAGGCGAGGAUAUACCGGCUGUCUUCCCUCCUCUUCGUCCCUCCCCAACUGGAGGUUGGACAAUAAGUAUUCUUUUGAACCGUCCAAGUAUGUGGACUUGUAUACCAUGGUCCAAGAAGUUCAAAAUAAAACUGCAAAAGGUUCAUCGAGCUGCAAAAAUGGACUUCUACGGCUCACCACUUUCUCCUGCAUAAUUUUUCACGUUCAAUUCUAGCUUAAUUAGCAUCCUGGGUAUUGGAGUUGUACUUAAAUCAUAUUUUUCGUCUGUCAGGGCUAUGGACCCUGUUUUUUGUAGCUCCUUUUCAUUAGCUAAUAAUUAUUUGUAUUUACUAAAAUGAAACAUAUCCUUGGUCA
This is a messenger RNA of Lolium perenne, 3275 nucleotides long. Lineage: Eukaryota; Viridiplantae; Streptophyta; Magnoliopsida; Poales; Poaceae. The record is from RefSeq and is a predicted model, not a curated record.